AUGCGGACAAGCGGACAAGCGACGCACGGCACUCUGUACCGAGAGCUUGACGACCGCAAUAUUGGGUCGGUGAGGCUCACACCACCAGUGCCUUCUGCACUCCACCACACCGACAUAUGGCGGACGCAAUGCAUACUCGGCACAGUCAGCAAGGUUUCCUCGUCCCCGGUGCUUGUGGAGACUUCUGGACAGCAUGUUACACUCUCGCUUGCACUGUACCUCUCGCUUCUUGGCCCAGAGCUGCCGCCUGCCGAAAGGAAGCCCGACCAAGCGAGGGCGAAUGCCCGACCACCUGACGGUUCUAUUACUAUUUUGUCCCCCUUGACAGCUCCGCACUGCAACUCCUCACUGGAGGCACUAACGCAGGUCUAA
Molecule: messenger RNA, 372 nt
Organism: Sporothrix schenckii 1099-18
Lineage: Eukaryota; Fungi; Ascomycota; Sordariomycetes; Ophiostomatales; Ophiostomataceae
Exons: 1
Coding region: 1-372 (123 amino acids)
Source: RefSeq, a predicted model, not a curated record